AUGGGUAAUCACGGCUCAUUCAACAAAAGUUUGGUAAGUUUUUUAAUUUUUUUAUUAAAUACCAAACUUUAUUGACCUCUAAAGUCUGUAAGAUAUUAUAUUUUGUGUGGGGACUAGCAAGAAGUUAAGUUAUAGAAAAGAUAGUUCGCAAGGUAACUAUAGAGCAUAAGGUUCAAAGAGUGCGUAAGACAAGAAAAGAAACCCGAACCUAAUCAAAAGGUAAUCGACGCUUUUGAUGUUUUGGGAUACGAAAAGGUCUACAGGAUUAAUAUCCACAAACAAGGUUAGCUUGUGGUUCUGGCUCUCAACAGUGGCUAGAAAUUAAUAAUUUUGGAACGUUUGACUACAUAGUUGAACUAAUGUAAACGUUUAACAAACUGAUAUGGUUUUUAACACUUUCUUAUUUAAACAUGUAUCUUUAAAAAGCAAAACCUUAAAUGAUAAAUCUUAUGUUGUUUACCUCACAAAAAAAUAAUAAGUCGAAUGUGCCUUUUCGACGUGCACAUUCAAAGAGAAUCAUAUCGUAUGUUUUUCGGAUUUGUAGUUUAAAAACUGUCAUAGCUCUUACAAUAAAUAUUUUAUAGUAUAUAAAUUUGUGCAGAUUUUGGUAUGACUAGAGAGAAUUUAGAAUAAAGAGAGCGCAAGACAAGUAGAGAUAUCGAGUCCCAAUCAAAAGGUAAUUGAUGCUUUUGAUACCUUUUAGAACACUAGGAGGUCUAUAGGAUUAAUAUCCACAAACAAGGUUAGCUUGCGGUUCUGGCUCUCAAAAGUGGCUAGAAAUUACUAAUUUUGGAAGGUUUGGCUAGCUAGUCAAACAAAUAUCACUAUUGGCAAGUUAAUGUUGUUUUUGGACUAAGUUACUAUUUUUAAAUCAAAAAAUUUUAAUUUGUUUCCAAUUAAAUGAGUCAUUCAAUCAAAUGGCAUGUGCAAUUCUAAAAACAUUAAUUUAGGACCAAAACGAUGAAAACCUGCUUCGUCGCAACGUGCGCACCUUUUCCCCAAUGACCUCAGUAGAAGAAGCACGUCAGAUCAGAAGCCGGAGUCUGGAGCCACGUGCUACACAAGAGAUUCACAUGGUAGAGCACAGUAAAUCAGCGCGAUACAAUAGGAAGAAGAACACAUGCCCCAGGCUAUGGGAUCCGAAUGAUCCUCGAUUAUUUGCAUUGGCACGACAAGAAGAACAGAAGAGGAAACAACAGAUCAACGAGGACCGGCCUAGAAGUCCUAGUCCUGUGCCGGGAUUGGGUAAGGGUUAUAUUAUUAUUGGGGAGGAGGAUUUGAAAACAAAUCUUGAUUUUAAAAAUUUUCAGUUCAUUUUCAAACCAAAAAUGUUAAAAUAUUUUCAGAAAAAAGCUGUAUAACAGGCAUGACACGACACCACAAGAUGAUUCUCCAGAAGAUUUGGAUGCGCGCUUCAGAAGCCGACAUCAACGAAUGUUCGCGAAGUAUGAUGUCGCAUUUGCUACGGUCGAAUCAGCAGUUGUAUCAGAUGUUCAAUUUAGUCGGGAUGACGGACAAAGAGAUUCAACAGAGCACGGUAUUCAAUCGACAGGCAGCCAACUUUGCCAUGGUAUUUGAUUUUGUCAUCACCAACAUGGCUGACGACUUGAAUCGGGUGGCUUUUGCUUUGGAGGUAUGGGGUUUUAAAGCGAUUUUUUAAGUGCUGGUUUUGUGAAUUUUAUGAUAAGAUAGGGCGUGGUAAAGUAAGAUAGAAUUUUGGUAUAAAAAAUCAAGAGGCGGAUGUUGUAGUUGAUUAUGAGGGUCAUUUUUAUAGGGUAAAUACUUUGAACCGCUUAAAACAUAAGUAUUUUAUCUAAAAAACAAUUCAUUACCUACAUUCUGACAUCCAAUUUAAACUUUCAGUUCCUCGGCCAACACCACGCGGGCCUCGGUUUCACCAUGGAGCCCCAGUUAUGGGCCUUAUUUAAUCGCGUCUUCGAAGAUAACCCGCCCAAAUUGGUGUUCCAGAACCCUGAAGGACAUCAGGUAUGGAAGCUGAUGGCCAACUUUGUGGUACGACAAGUCAAGAACGGCUAUGUCAAGGAGAUGGAGAGUCCACAACGAAAAACCUCAAAUACAUUGCAUGUUGAUCGACCUUAUUGA
This is a messenger RNA of Bursaphelenchus okinawaensis, 2103 nucleotides long. The record is from the annotation of a GenBank genome assembly. Lineage: Eukaryota; Metazoa; Nematoda; Chromadorea; Rhabditida; Aphelenchoididae.